AUGUCGGCUCUUUCUUUCCCUGGAUUGAUUUAUGACCCCCUCGGCUGGACUGCUCCUCGUCUUUUAAGCGUGAGCGCUAAGGCUUCUUCCUCAACCGUUAAUUGCUUUCUUAUCAGCGUCCAAAAAACAACAAAGUACAAGAUGUCCAGACUUCGUUUAGUUAUCAAUGCAGAUGACUUUGGUUACAGCCAAGAAAGAGACGAAGGCAUCGUCCAGUGUAUCCAGAGCCGUUUAGUGACCAGUUGUUCCUUGCUACCCAAUGGACUGACCGCUAAAACAGCGGCGGCUUCAUUGAUUUCGUUAGCUUCCGACUUUGACGUGUCAUUAGGACUUCAUUUGAACCUGACCGAGGGUCGUCCAAUUGGAUCCACUUACGACAGUCUGCUUGACUCUAAUGGUGAAUUUCUGGAUAAGGGUACAUUUCGGCAAGCAGCGCUUGAAGGGCGAAUUGAUUUUAGAGAGGUGAGGGAAGAAAUCAACAAACAGAUUGGCACAUUUGAAAAAAUCUGUGGGACACGACCGUGUCAUGUUGAUGGGCACCAACAUGUUCAUGUGAUUACAGGUGUUUGUGAAGCCUUGGCACAAGCAAUGUCGGAAAAGGACAUUGAUGUUGUACGAAUUCCAGUUGAGAAGGACCUUGAGAAAGCUACAUGGCUUGAAAAGGAUCUCAUGGAAUUCUUUAAGAAUGUUAUCCAGGAUUCUUCAGCUGCAAAGCCAAUCUUCCAGAAAUAUGGUAUCUUUUUCACUGACUCAUUUCUUGGUUUGACUACAAUGGGCAAACACAUGACCAUUCAACGAUUGCAGGACCUCCUUAAACCUCUGACCUCUACGCUGACCUCCCAAGUUUGGUUGAAGAGUCCACCAACAUCUGAGAAACCUAAACAUUUUGACGAGAUGGCUACUGGAUUCAUCCUUUCAAAGUUUUUCUUUUUUCAUUUCUUUUCUAUUUUUAUUUCAAUCUUUUUUCUUUUUUCUUUUAUCUUUUUCUUUUUUUAUUUUUCAUUUUUUUUUUCUUUCUUUCCUUUUCUUUCCUUCUUUUCUUUUCUUUUUCAUUCUUUUCUCUUUUUUUCUUUCUUUUUUUUUUUUUCUUUUUCUUUCUUUUCUUUUCUCUUUCAAAAUUUUUCUUUUUUUCUUUUUCAUUUUUCUCUUUCUUUCUCUCUUUUUUCUUUUUUCAAAAUUUUUUUCUUUAAAAAACUUUUUUUUUUUCAAAAAAAAAAAAAAUUUUUCUUCUUUUCUUUCAUCUUUUCUUUUUUUUUCUUUUUUUUCUUUUUUCUUUUUUUUUCUUUCUUUUUUUUUUUUCUUUUUCUCUUUUUUUCUUUUUUUCUCUUUUCUUUUUUUUUUCUUUCUUUUUUCUUUUUCUCUCUUUUUAUUUUUCUUUCUUUUCUUUUUUAUCCUUUCUUCUCUUUUUUUUUCUUUUUUCACUCUCUUUUUUUCUUUUUCUUUUUUUUUUUCUCUCUUUUUUUUUUCUUUUUCUUUUUUUUUUUUUUUUUUCUCUCUUUCUCUUUCUUUUUUUUCUUUUCUCUUUCUUUUUCUUUCAUUCUUUUCUCUUUUUCUUUUUCUUUUUUCUUUUUUUUUUUCUCUUUUUUCUUUCUUUUUUUUUUAUCUUUUCUCUUUUUUUUUUUUUUCUUUUUUUCAUUUCUCUUUUCUUUUUUUUUUUUUUUCUCAUUCUUUUCAUUUUCUCUCUUUUUCUUUUUUUCUUUUUCUUUUUUUUUUCUUUCUCUUUUUUUUUUUUUUUCUUUUUUUUUUUUUUCUCUUUUUUUUUUCCCUAUUUUCUCUCUUUUUUUUUUUCUCACCUUUCAUUUCUUUUCUUUUUCUCUUUUCUUUUCUUUUCUCUUUCUUUCUUUUUUCUUUUUCUCAUUUCUCUUCUUUCUCUUUUUUUUUCUCAAAAAAAAAAAAUCUUCUUUCUUUUCUCUUCUUUUCUUUUUUUUCUUUUCUCUUUCUUCUUUUCUUCUUUUCUCAUUUUUUCUCUUCUCUUUUUUUUUUCCUCUAUUUUUCUUUAUCUCUCUUUUCUUUCUUUCUUUCAAUGGUUUUCUCUCUUUUUUUCUCUUUUCUCAUUUCACUUUCUCUCUCUUCUCUUUCUCUUUCAUUUUUUCUCUUUUUCUUUUUUCUUUUUCCUAUCAUUUCUCUCUCUUCUUUUCUCACUAUCUGUCUUUCUCUCUUUUGAAUUUUUUUCUUUUCCUCAAUUUCUCUCUUUCUUUUUUUCACUUUUUUUCAGUUCUUCUUUCUUUUUUUUUUUCUUUUCUCUCUUUUUCUUUUUCUCUUUUUCUCUUUUUCUCUUUUCUUUCUUUCCCUUUCUCUUUCUCUCUUUUCUUUUUUCUCUUUCUAUCAUUUCUCUUUUCUCUUUUUCUUUUUUCUUUCUUUCUCUUUUUUUUUCUUCUAUUUUUCUCUUUCUUCUUUUUUCUCUUUUCUCUCUUUCUCUCUAAAUUUUUUUUUUCUUUUCUCUUCUCUUUUCUUUCUUUUCUUUCUCAUUGA
Molecule: messenger RNA, 2472 nt
Organism: Acanthosepion pharaonis
Lineage: Eukaryota; Metazoa; Mollusca; Cephalopoda; Sepiida; Sepiidae
Source: the annotation of a GenBank genome assembly